Messenger RNA from Aspergillus nomiae NRRL 13137, 408 nucleotides. RefSeq lists its product as uncharacterized. The transcript is spliced from 2 exons. The coding region runs from base 1 to 408 and encodes 135 amino acids. The record is from RefSeq and is a predicted model, not a curated record. NCBI's taxonomy places the organism in Eukaryota, Fungi, Ascomycota, Eurotiomycetes, Eurotiales, Aspergillaceae.
AUGCCCCCAACGCUUUUCCUCCAAGACAGACUCCUCUACCUUCUCGACCAACCCAGGUGGGCUAUUCCAACCAACAUGAUCGACCUGUCCAACCCAUUCCACAAAUACAGCCUGGCCAGCCGUUCCCCCCUGUCCAGUCCGUUCAACCGCUGCCACAGUUUCAGCCGUUUCACCCAAUCCUAUCAGGCCAAUCUACUCGAUCAAGCCAACAUAGCCAGCUGCUCCAUCCCCCUCCAUACCUUCGACCUGCCCCACCCAUUCCAUAUUAUCCAUAUCAACCUGUUGCUGCACCUGCUAUGCCCUGCGUCGCUCCGGUAUCUUCCUACCAAGCAUAUCCGGCAUACCCAUACCAGCAAUCCCCGUGCCCUGCGAAUGGUACAGGGGGAGGUCAUAUACCGGAAACAGUAA